This is a messenger RNA of Thermothielavioides terrestris NRRL 8126, 1318 nucleotides long. RefSeq lists its product as uncharacterized. Bases 148 to 390 code for a protein of 80 amino acids. The record is from RefSeq and is a predicted model, not a curated record. The transcript has 2 exons. Lineage: Eukaryota; Fungi; Ascomycota; Sordariomycetes; Sordariales; Chaetomiaceae.
AUAUCAACCUCGGUCGCCCUCCUGCCCAUCGCCUCGCUUCACAUACGGAUACAGCCUCCAGCCUGCUCGCCAACCUUGACGACCAAAAAGCCAAAAAAAAAAAUCUCCUGCUCUUUACCUCCAUCACACCGCACACCAACUGUCACCAUGCCCGUCUCGCAGGUCGCCGCGCCGUCCUCGCCCAUCCCGAUCCCGUCUCCGCGCCGGAAUCUGGGCCUGAUCACCAGCCAAGAGCUCUUCGCCAGCCUCAACGCGACCCUGGCGUCCAAGACGGACCAGCUCGUCACCCCGAUCCACCACAUCCGGGAGCACGACUACUCCGUCCCGGCCCCGCCGCCACCGAGCCCCGUCAGCUUCCGGGAUCACUGGCCCGUGUCGAUGCGUCGCUGAGCGGGCCGUUUUCCUCUGUUUCCUUUCAGUCACACCCUUUUUUUUUUUUUUUUUUUUUUUUCGUUUCUCCGCAACCAUACCCGGCGUUACGGUGUCAUCGGCAAUCAUCUCUCUCCCUUUCUGAGCUCUUCGACAUUCAUACCACCAUCACACGACACAACACCAUCCGCUUCGCUUCUCAACAAACCUUUUCAUGUACACCACCGCCAAUUUCGACAAUGAAACGACUCAUCCCGUCUCCGACGUUUUCACCUUACACCUUUUAUUACGCCAUCCCCCGCCCCGUUUUCCGGGUAACCGGUCUAUCAGUAUCAUUCAUCUCAUAGAGUCUGGAAUUUGGAGGCUGAAGUUUGGUUGAGGCAUCUCCCAUCAGCGAGCAGCGGUCGGCAAGCGAUGCGAAUUUCUUUUGUGUAUUUAUUUUUCUUGUAAAGGAUCAGGGAAUGGGCCAGGGAGGGAUCAUCUUGGGUUAGAGGCGAUACAUAAAAGUAUCAUAUUUACUCGUUUUUUCUCACCCGAAUGGUUAUGCCUUUGGCUUGUGAAAUCCUCUCCGGGGGCUGGCUGGGAUAGGUGUGUUUGCUUUUGUUGGGUACCUUGCAUGGCUAAGUGCAUGAAUCUGGCGGGUUGCUGCGUCUUCAGCGUCUUACAAGCAGGGGAGGAGUGCGGGAGGAGGUAGCUGGGCUGGAGACUGAGAUGGUUUACGCUCCUCUUGCCGUUGUUCGAAGUUUUGCACGAUCUCUUUCCUUUGGGAGAUAUUCAUGAGGGGGGUACCCUCCUGAGAUGUAUCGAUGCAACGUAGGUUAACUGUAACAACCGAGACUGGCGAAUACGACUCCUCUUAGCAUUGUACCUCUGAGUUUAUCCCUCCAAAUGGCGUGCUGCGCGUGUCUCGGUGCGCAAUCCCUCCGGACACUAACAUCCGAGAUCGCAA